Monopterus albus (swamp eel) is the source of this 5407-nucleotide messenger RNA. It is a transcript of the gene sack1hb, whose product is annotated as family with sequence similarity 83 member Hb. The transcript is spliced from 8 exons. Gene Ontology annotation, molecular function: protein kinase binding; keratin filament binding. The coding region runs from base 410 to 3973 and encodes 1187 amino acids. Gene Ontology annotation, cellular component: keratin filament. The record is from RefSeq and is a predicted model, not a curated record. NCBI's taxonomy places the organism in Eukaryota, Metazoa, Chordata, Actinopteri, Synbranchiformes, Synbranchidae. Gene Ontology annotation, biological process: signal transduction; protein localization to cytoskeleton; positive regulation of cell migration.
CUUGGGAGGAGUCUCACCGGUGGGAAAGUCCUGCCUAACAGGAGGUGCCCGCUUCUUCCUCAUUCGCCGCGCUGCUCUCUGCCAUAGUGGCGGCGGGUCCGGAGGUUCGUACACCGCCGAGUGAAGCACUCAGCCCAGGCCUGGAGUAAAGAGUUGCCUCGCCUCGCCUUUCUUUGCCGCCUGGACGCGGAGGGUGCACACCGGGGGGUUUGGGUGGAGUUCUUGCUCGAUCUGAGGAAUGUGACGUACGGAGGGGAAGGAGACGCAAAUCGGCGGGUUCCACCGGGAUCCUAGUCAGUACAAAGAGAAGAGACAAGUUCUGCAGACAGGUCAGGAGAUUCAGAUUCUUCCUCCCAUACCUUUCCUCAAGUCUGGGUCCUGACCUUUGACGACACCUCUCUCUCCAACCAUGGCACACCGGUCUCAGAGUUCAUCGUUUGAUGAUAACCCUCUUGACCCAAACUACCUGCCACAACACUACAAAGAGGAGUACCGCCUAGCUAUUGAUGCUCUGAUAGAAAAAGACAUACAGGGCUACUAUGAGUUCCUCCAGACUGCAGAUACGGUCAGCUUCCUGGCACAGCCAGAAAUUGAACACAUCAAGUCCACAAUCCAGGCACCCAGUCAGGCCUCAAGCCUCCCAGAGCUGACGUAUCAUGAAAGUGUUCAAGAGGCUGAUGGCUCCUCCGACACAUACUGGCCGAUCCAGUCUGACCUGGCUGCCCCGGGGUUGGACAUGGGCUGGCCGCUGCCACAGCAUAGCUUCGUCGGGCCCACAGAAGUCACCACUCUGGUCAACCCUUCAGACCCAGACAUGCCGACCAUCAAGCAGCAGGCCAGGAGACUCAUCAAGAAUGCACGCCAAGUUAUUGCUGUGGUGAUGGACAUGUUCACGGAUAUUGACAUUUUUGCUGACCUCCUGGAGGCGGCAGCACGCCAUGUUCCUGUUUACAUUCUACUGGAUGAGCUGGAAGCCCAUCACUUUAUUUCUAUGGUCAUCAACUGCAAAGUCAACUUGGACUUAAUUCCCAUGAUGCGUGUCAGAACUGUGGCUGGAAUAACCUAUUACUCCCGGACGGGAAAAUCAUUUAAGGGACAAGUGAAAGAUCGUUUCUUACUGGUUGACUGCAAGGCUGUACUCAGUGGGAACUACAGUUUUAUGUGGUCCUAUGAGAAGAUCCAUCGCUGCGUUGCCCACCUCUUCCUCGGGGAACUGGUUGCCACAUUUGAUGAGGAGUUUCGCAUUCUCUUUGCUCAGUCAGAACCUCUAGUCAUUGACCCAGAUGGAGCUGUUGCUAUGUCUGACACCAGCAGUUACUUGAGCACCCAGUUUGGUUUGAAGAGGUCCCAGUCUUUGCGUAACCCCAUAGGUUACCGCAGGCAGCCUGAGCUUCCCUCUGCGUUCCCCUAUGGAGAUGCGGGACUUUCUUUCCGGAGGAAUGACCCAUAUCGUCAUACCAUUGAACCUGGGGCAGGAAUUACGAUUGGAAAGUAUCCCCAGCAACAGUUUCGUCUGCAGCAGUCCAUAGUGUCCAGGCAGAUGGAGCUCAGCAACAAUGCCUUCAAGAGGCACAGCUAUGCAGAGGGAACCCAGGAAAACUACGCAUCUUCAAGGCAAUACAUGAAGAACAGAGUCCUGAAUAAUCUGGACGAGACAGACUUCUACAGAGAGCAGAAACAAAGCAGCCAUUACUACAGUGAAGGGCCUGGGCCAGGCUCUGGCCAUGGACACUCUGACAGAGUUCGAGUUCAUUCUUCAUACCUCUCUACUGACCAGUAUUCAGACUCAAGCUUUCGUGCAGAGCUGGAGCCUCCUCCUGUGAACUAUGGAGGAGAGUACUUUACAUCCGAUGACUUGAGAGGACUUGAGGGGCAACAGGCACCUCCGUUAGCUGGGAGAUAUGGAGGAGGUUCCUCCCAUAAGAGGCCAACCAUAGGUCAAGCAUAUGCCUGUCAGACCUCACCGACGCAACCCCAUCCACCAGAGAAGAAAACAUUAUUUAAACAAGCUGAUCAAGAAUAUGAUCAAGAUGCAAGUGUUAGACACGGCCUGAGGAACUGGAGAAUCCACUCCUAUCUUAGUACUUACGAGGAUAGUGGAGAAGAAGGUCUGAUUCAACCUAUUGGGCCUGAUGCAUUUGAAGAUCCACCAUCUCAGCAGCCUACUGAUGCUGAAAUUUCAGCUCCUGCCUUUGUAAUAAAGGAUGCACCACAUGUUCUCCAAAAACCCAGACCUGAUAUCUUGCAACCACGAUUUGGAAAGCCAAGAUUACCUGAGAGCAGCAAUGUAGACUCUGCCCCAACAACAACCAAGGACCUGCUUUCCUCAGUCAGCGACAUGAAAGGAUUUGCAUUGGAUAAAAAAGAAAGGGAGUCAGAGAAGGAAAGGAACAGAGAGAAAGAGAGGGGCACAGUAAGAGAGAUGGUUAUGGAUAUGGAGAUGAAAGAGGGUCCAGAGCUCUACCUGUCCAAACACGAAUCAUUCCGCACACGUAUUAACCCUCUCCUUCAACGUAGCUCUCGUCUGCGUUCCUCACUUAUAUUCUCAUCAUCCAAGGGAGAGAUACACAGUGGUAGCCUGGGCCUAAAAGCAGCCACAGAAGAAGAUGAGGCAUUAGACACUGUACGCACUUCCUCAAUUGUGGCCCAGAUUCUAGAAAAGAGAAGGUCGUUGUCUCGUGAUCCUUAUGAAUGGAGAAAGAGGGUUGAGGAAAAAGAUAAAGAAACGGACACAGAAAAAGAUGAAAGAGAGAAGGAGACAGUGCAACAACAAGAGGAACAGAAGAUACAAAUGAAAGAUGAGAUUCAAGCAAAAGAGGAACCUAUGAAAAUUAAUGAAGAGGUAAAGACAAAACCAACUGCUGAAAAAUCUGAGGUCACCACGUCAUCAGUGCUGAACAUAAAUGACUCAGCCAGUCAACCCAGUCGACCUCCAGUCAACACUACAAUGCCAAAGAUUGCACAUGUCUCUGGAAGUUUAGCAGAACCUGAACCAAAGAAGACAGACAUCUCUGCAAAACUUGCAGAGCUCAAUCGCAGACCGUCAACUAGUUCCUCAAAACCACCAUUAAUCACUGCCAAGCCUUUUGUAAGUUAUCACAAGCCUUCAGACACAUCUCAAUUUCAGAAAGAGGCGAAUGCCUCAGAGGGUCAAAAAAAGGAUAUAUUCAAGUCAAUAAAGCCUCUUCCAUCACCUAAGCUUUUCAGGAGGGAUCAGUUGAAACUCAAAGGACUGAAUCCUCGUCACAACUCCUGUGGUGAGGAGAAUCAAACCACAGAUGCUACAGAUGCAGAAAAGACUGAAAUGAAAAAGAGCCGCUCUCAUAGUUCUUCAACCCUGCCUCAUGAUUUCUCUAAAGAAGGACUCCAGAAGGUUAUGGGAUCUAAUACAUCCAUAAACACACUCAGUGAGGGAAAGGGUGAGGGAAAGGGUGAGGGUAAGCCACUUGACUUCUUAAAGAAGCAGACUCAGAGGCUCAAGGGAUUCCUGGGGCCCAAGGACAAAGAAAAGAAGUUUUCAGGUGAUGAUAAGGGUAUGAGCACAGUUGUAGAGAUCACUGAAGAUUCAAUCAAAAAACAGAGUUCAUCAGCACACGAUACAGGAUCUACCAAUACUGACCAAACUACGGUCAAUCACAAGACGUCAACUGGGACAUCAGGCCCGUCCCGAUACCAGGCCCCAAGUAGUUCUGUUCUGUUCAGCAGCAAUCUACGAGAUGACACUAAAGUAAUUCUGGAGCAGAUCUCAGCCAACAGCCAGAAAAACCGACUGGAGCGGGAAGAAACAGGAGGAGACAGAGAUAGCGGUGGCGGGGAGAAGGGACUGGAGAGACAGAAUUCCAUAAAAAAGAAUCGAUUUCUGCGACCACUGGGCAACAGCCAGGAGCGGGAGGGAUUGCUGAAGAGGAUAGAAAGCCUGAGGAAGGAGAAAAAAGUCUACAGCCGCUUUGAGAUGGGGAAUAGCCUGGGAUAAAGAAAGACGGAGGAGUGACCUUUUAUAUGGAAGCUAUUUAUGCAAGAUGAUCAAAAACACCCACUGCCCAUAUGUGCCAACAACACUAUCAAAGUACCUCUGUGGCUCAACACUGCGGCUUUUCCUGGAUUUACACACAACAUAACAAAACUUGAAAAGACAAUAUAUAAAAAUGCUGAAAAAAAUCACAGAGUUUGGAAUGUGCUUGUUUGCCAAGACCUGGUACUACUUUUACUGUAUAUGGUGAGAGAAAGAAGAGCAACUCUACUGCCAUACUGGCUGCAUUGGCUAGUGUUUCGCCAAACAUAAAAAGGUAGGCCAGCUUACUUGUAACUGAGCUUGUAUGAAUGUGAGUGAAGGAGUCUGAAGAUAAGAAAAAGACUGUACAUGUUGCACCUGGGGAAAGAAAGUACUGUAGAUACAUGUCGGUCAAAAAAAUGGCAGUAUAUGACUACACAUGUAUAGUACCAGUGGCAUGUGUUUCUGCAGUUGCUUACUGUAUGUAACUGGGACUUGUUUGAAACUGAAUGGCAGUAAGUGUCCUUGUAGAUUGACCAUGUGCCAAUGGCCUUCAAGCAAUACCAAAACUAGAAAGAUUAUUAACCCAGACUAGAAAGCAAAUAUGAAGAUAAGUAGAAUGAAAACUAAAGAGUAACGAGUGAAAUGAAGAGUGACUGAGGUGUGAGAUUAUAGAAAGUGAGAGAAAAUCAGGAUCAUUAUGUGGUACAGUAUAAGGUGUUUUCUAAUGUCUCAGUCUAAUAUUGAGGCAGCAACAGUAGUUUCAGUAGAAGGUAGUGCCUCUAAUGAACUUUACCCUCUCAAGAGAGCAUUAUGUAUUAUGGCGUGCCCACUACUGAGGGUUGAAGAUAUCAAAUAACUCUUCAGAGAGGGGGCCUAACAGCUUGCAAGGUCAGAGGAAUGGAGUAAAGAAAUAUUUGUGUACUAGUCUUUUUCUUAUGCAAUGUAAAUAAAAACUGUAAAGCGUUUGUAGUUGACCUGAAUCGCUGUACAAAUAAGCAGUUCUUAAAUGAAACAGAUGUGUGCCCUUGUUUCUCUUUCCUUGUUGGAUUUUUAAAUUAAUCAUCACCUCUUAAAAGGAGGAGUAAAAGAGAUAUGUUUGCAGUAAUAGAGCACAACCAUGCCUAAUUACAUAAUGUACUUGACUUCUGAAAACUACGCCCUACGCAGGAUUUCUAACACCUUUGUUAGUCUGUAAGCGAGAUUUAGCUUCAUCAUUCAGUUCCUAGGCUGCUUAACAGGUUGGCUCAGCAUGAAAACCAUUUAAUGUGUAGUGUUUUUGUAAAGUACAUCAAAGGAUUGGAAGAUCCACUGCUAAACUACAGGGGUUAUACAGGAUUAUGAAUACGGGAUUGUACAUAUUUAGGUAAAAGAACAGGAUUUCUUUGUAACAAAUUCAAUUGUGAUCUCUGUCAC